Sardina pilchardus (European sardine) is the source of this 1161-nucleotide messenger RNA. Its product is annotated as protein C19orf12 homolog. The transcript has 3 exons. The coding region runs from base 239 to 664 and encodes 141 amino acids. The record is from RefSeq and is a predicted model, not a curated record. NCBI's taxonomy places the organism in Eukaryota, Metazoa, Chordata, Actinopteri, Clupeiformes, Clupeidae.
CAGAGUUGACACACACACACACACACACACACACACACACACACACACACACACACACACACACACACACUCACACACACUCACUCCCAGAAAUCAUUGCGUUAUCAUGGCGUUUCGAAACUGAAUGUAGCCUAAUGCACGCCAAAUCGAAACCUCAACUUGUAAAUACGGAGAAACAAUCACUUACCGCAUAACCAUCAGCAGGUCUGGACAAUCAAAACCUUCAACGAAAGUGACUAUGCCUUCCCGAAUGGACGAUGUUAUGGGCCUAUGCUGUAAGCUAUCAGGAAAUCAGCAGAUAAAAGUUGCACUGAAGAAUUCGAGCAAAGGUGCUGCUGUUGCUGGGGGAACUGCUUUCAUCGGAGGACUACUUGGAGGCCCCCCUGGACUUGCCGUAGGGGGUGCCGUGGGGGGACUCCUCGGUUGCUGGAUGACCAGUGGGCAGUUUAAGCCCCUCCCACAAAUACUCUUGGAGCUGCCACCCAACCAGCAGCAGAAGCUCUACUCUGACAUCAUGUCCGUGCUUGGCUCGUUGGACUGGACGGACGUGGCACAGCUGACCGCGCUGGUCAUGGGGAACGCCACGCUCCAGCAGCAGGUAGUAGCCGCGCUGCUCAGCUUUGCCACCAAUGAGCUGAAAGCUCAAGUACAGUACGGAGACUGACCAUCAGAGGACUGCGCAGGAGAGGGUGAACACAACUGACCUACUUACUGGAACAAAUGUGAUGCUUACAGUACAGUUUUCAUGAGCUGCUUUAAGAAGGCAAAGACAAUGCAGAACUUUGUUUUUUUUCCCCCACCAAAAUGCCUGCUGCCUAUUUAAUGUUCUCUUCAAAUCAUGCUCAUAAUUCAUCAUGUGUCUCAUCAUGUGUAUGUAAGAGUCAUUGUAGCAACUAAGGAACUGAGACUUGUCUCUUUGGCUUAGAAUGUUAUUAGUGAAGCACCAUACAACACAUAAAUUAAAAAAAAAAAACAAGUGCCUCACUCCUCAAGACAAUGUUGAUAUUACUUUACAUAGCAGUAAAGUCAAUUCUUGGAAAGGAUAUGUUUUUGUAAUUUUUGUAUUGUAAUUAUCAGAUACGGGUUUUGGAUUUUACAUACUUCUAGUUUGAAAAUAUAUAGAUUUGGGAUUGUGUAUUAAAUUCAAUAUCUGAAGACAAA